Messenger RNA from Setaria italica (foxtail millet), 1165 nucleotides. RefSeq names its product 2-oxoglutarate-dependent dioxygenase DAO. Gene Ontology annotation, biological process: auxin catabolic process. Gene Ontology annotation, molecular function: dioxygenase activity; indole-3-acetaldehyde oxidase activity. NCBI's taxonomy places the organism in Eukaryota, Viridiplantae, Streptophyta, Magnoliopsida, Poales, Poaceae. The record is from RefSeq and is a predicted model, not a curated record. The transcript is spliced from 3 exons. The coding region runs from base 9 to 914 and encodes 301 amino acids.
CAGCGGGGAUGGCGGCAGCGGCGGAGGUCCCCGUGAUCGACCUGCGCCUCGCCGGCUCGGCGUCGGAGGAGUCGGCGCGCCUGCGGGCCGCGUGCGAGCGGCAGGGCUGCUUCCGGGUGACCGGGCACGGCGUGCCCCGGGGGCUCCUGGCCGAGAUGAAGGCCGCCGUGCGCGCGCUCUUCGACCUCCCCGACGACGCCAAGCGCCGCAACACCGACGUCAUCCCCGGCAGCGGCUACGUCGCGCCCAGCGCCACCAAUCCGCUCUACGAGGCCUUCGGGCUCAUCGACGCCGCCGCGCCCGCCGACGUCGACGCCUUCUGCGCGUGCCUCGACGCGCCGCCGCACCUCAGGGCGACCGUGAAGAGCUACGCGGAGCGGAUGCACGACGUGAUCGUCGACGUCGCCGGCAAGCUGGCCUCGAGCCUGGGGCUGGAGGAGCACUCGUUCGGGGACUGGCCGUGCCAGUUCCGGAUCAACCGGUACAACUACACGAAGGACACGGUGGGCUCCUCCGGCGUGCAGAUCCACACGGACUCGAGCUUCCUCACCGUGCUCCAGGAGGACGAGUGCGUGGGCGGCCUCGAGGUGCUGGACCCCGCCGCCGGCGAGUUCGUGCCCGUGGACCCCGUCGCCGGCUCCUUCCUCGUCAACAUCGGCGACGUCGGCACGGUGUGGAGCAACGGGAGGCUGCACAACGUGAGGCACCGGGUGCGGUGCGUCGCGCCGGUGCCGCGCAUCUCCAUCGCCAUGUUCCUGCUCGGGCCCAAGGACGGCAGGGUGAGCACGCCGGAGGCGUUCGUGGACGCGGGCCGCCCGCGCCGGUACAAGGAGUUCAACUACGACGACUUGCGGAGGCUCCGGCUGUCCACCGGCGAGCACGCCGGCGAGGCGCUCGCGCGGUUGGAGGCGUGACGUGGCCGCCUGAUCCGGAAGCCCUUUACUGAACUGGAGGCGCUAAAUUGCACGAGCAUAGUCCCAGAGCUUGCAAAUUGGGAAGAAGGAUGAGUAUGACUAUACGAGACAUGCGAGCGAAUUGUGAACUGCUACCUAUUCCGAUCAAUAAAAUAGUAUCACUUGCGAGUUGCAAUACCAUGCAAGCGAAUUGUGAACUGCUACCUAUCCCGAUCAAUAAAAUAGUGUCACUUGCGAGUUCCAAAUUAUUA